AUGGCCGCGCAGAAGCUCAUCCGCCCCGCUCUCAGUGAUGAGACGGCCCUUAAUAGUCUCCUCAACGGAGGACUUCUCGCCGCAGGCCGGCGGCACCGCGACCAGGCCGAGUGGGAGGCCAAGGAAGACAGCAUCCCUCGCGGGUCGGCGGCGGCGGCGGCGAGAAACAAGAUGCUCGCGGGAAACACGAAGCUCGGCGAUGACCAGAGCGUUAAGAAGCUGCGAACGAACGCUGUGAAAGCCUCGCUUGAAGGUGAACAAAACCGGAGUGAUGUUGAUGUUGUGAUCCCCGAGGCGUUUGCCAAGGCGGAGCUCGUGGCUACAGCGUCGGCGAAGAUGACUUAUCUACUCGAUGCAAUCAUUGAACAUUACGAACACGAGAAGAUCAUUGUCUUCUAUGAAAACGAGAAUACGGCGUGGUACAUUGCUAGCAUGCUGGAUGUCAUCCAGAUCGAACAUCUCAUCUACGCCAAGACAUUGACACAAAAGCGAAAGGCACAAUACAUCAACACUUUCAACAACAACACCAAGUUUCGCGUCAUACUCAUGGACAUAACACAGGCUGCAUACGGCCUUGACAUGCGGGCAGCGUCGCGCAUCUACUUCCUGAACCCCGUCCUCAACCCCCAGGUAGAGGCACAGGCCAUCGGUCGAGCGCGUCGUAUCAGCCAGCAGAAGGCCGUUUCGGUAGAGACACUAGUACUUCGAGGCAGUCUCGAGGAGGUUAUUAUAAUGCGGAAGCACAAGAUGAGCCAAGCAGAGCACAUCAAAUGCAAAAGCAUCCUCGAUGAUCGGCCAUUAUUCAACUACAUCCUCAAUUCUGGAUUCCUGCCAAUGCCAGAGGGCCCCCAUGAAGGGCUAGCGCAGACAGCAUCUCUGAGGCAUCCACAGCCAAUUUUCGGCAGGGGCUUCGGACGAGUUGUGCACCCUGAUGAAGAUAUUUGGGUAACCGAUGGGGCUGUCCCCCGGGCGACGGUAUUGGAUGAGACGCCUACACGUAACGGGGCCACAGGGACAGCAAAUGGACUGGCAAGCCGAGCGAAGCGGCCACAUGGCGAGGUUAUGAGUCCCGGGAAGCCGGGUGAGCCAAAGGGGGAGCAGGCAGAAGAAAGCGAGCCGGUCUCGAGGCGCAUACGCUUCGCCUGA
Molecule: messenger RNA, 1146 nt
Organism: Verticillium alfalfae VaMs.102
Lineage: Eukaryota; Fungi; Ascomycota; Sordariomycetes; Glomerellales; Plectosphaerellaceae
Exons: 3
Coding region: 1-1146 (381 amino acids)
Source: RefSeq, a predicted model, not a curated record